Vitrella brassicaformis is the source of this 2017-nucleotide messenger RNA. The record is from the annotation of a GenBank genome assembly. NCBI's taxonomy places the organism in Eukaryota, Vitrellaceae.
UGUUUGCUGUGCGUUUCUUUUUCGUGUUGCUGCGUAUUGCUUGCGACCGAUGGGUGGGAUGGAUUGACACGUCAGGCACGUCAGGCACGUCAGACACGUCAGACACACUGUCACUCACGUCAAUCAAGGCUACACGACUAUGCCGGUCAUCGGCUUGAGGAAGUGGGAGGGGUGGUGCUCGUCGCCCAGCUCUAUGCGCAGCAGAGGGGGCAACCUGACACACACACACACACACACAGGGACACACACCCCGACACACAGUGCGCAGGCUGGCACAUGAGUGAGCCAGCCGUCUUGACGCACCUGUUGUCGAGUGGUCUGGGUGGCAAGUGGUAGUCCUCCCCCAUUACAAGGUGCCACAAGAACUCAAACACAAAACAAUGAGACGACCUGACCACCCCCCGCCAUCCCGCCAUCACACACCCCACACACACAAGAACAGACACAGUGAACAAAUCAUCUCAUCUAGACAGCCAGCCCCCCACAGCCCACCCCACCUGUCCGGCAGUCCUUUCUCGACGCAUGUGUCUCGUAUGGACCCGUCCACCAUGGUGGCCAUGUGCCGAUAGAAGGAGGGGGGCCGCUGCGUCAGCCGCUCCCUCGACACCACAAACUGCGCGCAGCAGUAGGUGCUCAGGAUCUUAUCCUUAUCCGGCGGCUUGUCGAACAAGACCCUGCUCAGAACGAACAUAACAUGCCCACCAUCACCAUUGAAUGCAGUCAGGUCAGCGUGUCCCAACCAGUGCUUGCCUACUCAAAGGUGGACUCCAUGCAGGGCGUGACCGUCUCAAGGUGCCUGACACAACACACACAACACAUCCAAUCCACCUCCGGGCACCUCCCCACACACAUCCACUCGUUCGCACCUGUGUGUGUUGAGGUGAAAGAACGGCACCUCCCAGGUCCCCUGCUGCAUGGCCGCCAGCACACUCGCCAGCAGCGCAACCCUCAAAUGAUUCGGCGCGUCGCCCUGCAGCAUGACCAAGUAGUCACUCAACGGAAACAUCCCGCCCCCGUCCCUCUCCCCCUCCCCCCCUCCCAGCACACUAUUGAUGUGCGUCAGGUAGGCCGUGCACUCGUCGCCCCGCACAGUGCCGUCCGAGAGGGGGAUGACUGUGAGCGAUGCCACGUGCUGGCGGAGGUCUGAGAGGAGGGUGGUGUUGAGGCCGUAGGUGGCGAGGUUGGCCGGGGGUGGCUCGGUGGGAGAGAUUGGUAUGGGGGCGGAGGACGGCCUCCUGCAUCACACAGCACAGCACAGCACAGCCAUCCAUGGGAGGGAGAGCUGUGGGCAAGGUCUCUCUCUCUCUCUCUGCUGCAUGUGUGGUUUGGUUUUUAGCCACCCUUCUGGUGCGCCGUGGUCGGUGCUGGUGCUGCACUUGGCGUACAGGUAGAUGUGGCUCUCCACCGGCCACCUCGUGAAGUCCAUCGCAUGACUCGCCAGCCACUCCAGCCCCUCCAUGCAAUGGCACACCACCACAGACACCGAAGCCGACCUCUGCCCUUUGCUCCUUCUCUCGUCAAUCAGCCUCUCCACCCUCUCCACAGCCUCUCUCAGCGGCCACACGCGCACCAGCACAUCCUGGUGCUCCACAGACACCUCCCUCUCCCUCAGCAGCCGCAAGCCCUCCGCAUACACACCGGCAACAACGUCCAGCGGCUCGGUCAGCAGCAGCGCCUCGGCAGCCAGCAGGUGCGCAAACACUAUCAGCCCGGGACACUCGGCCACGAACUGAGAGCGGAAGUCUGGCGGGAUGCGCAGGAGAAAGAAGGCCCCGCGGAUGGGCGGCGGGCUGGUCUGUGUGGUGGCAUGUGUGCCAUGUGUAUGUGUGGCGUAGAAGGCUUUGAUCUUGGCUUGGAAGGCCGCCGCGUUGAGGCGGAACUCGUAGCACUGCUCGUCCACACACCAGGCCAGACUGUACUCGGAGAAGCACUGAUGCGCACCGAUCGGCCAGGCGUGGAUGAGCCACAGACAGACGAGAGAUAACCAGAUCCACUGCUCCAUUCGCCAGAUCUCUCC